AUGGGAGAUGUGCUGAUGGAUCUGGAUUCAAGUAAACAAUUACUUGCAUUAUACGGUUACGAAGUCCGUAAAUUGAUUGAAGAACAUGAAAAAGUUGAAUGUGAAAUUGAAGCCCUUAGAAAAGAACAAGGGCAAAAUGAUGGAUUGAUGAUCUUAUGGAGUGAUUCAGAUAAGCGGGACUAUCUAAACUGCAUUGGUGAUUCAAAAGCACCAGCACCAGCACACGCACAAGCACAAGCACCAACAUCGGCUGGAGUUCAAGGUUUCAGCAAGGUUAAAGAUUGUUCAUUUGCUACGCGAGAAGCUGAGCUCCUGAACAAGAGACAUGAUCGAAGCUGGCUUUUGAGAGAUGUCUUGUUUGCAAUCAAAUAUCGUCUGCCGAGACGGGAGCCCAUGAUUAAACGGAAUUUCAAGCCGAAAGAUGCAAAUACACCUUAUUAUCUUCGGUUUAUCGAGUUUGGCCCCCGUGGUGCCACUGGUGAUGUCCACGUUAUCAUGAGCGACCAAACCCACAAGAUGUGCUGCGUUUUUCCCCGCAAAGCCAUACAACGGCACAUUGCGCGUGGGAAAUUGAAAUUUGACGAUAUGUUUGCCAUUUACAAUUUUGCUUUGAUACGCAAGGCACAUUUGAAAUUUGCAGCGGGCCAAUAUCUACGUCAGUAUUAUGAUUUAGAGCGGGUGAGUUCGAGGUUAAACUACUGUGUUUUGGAAAUUUGGGAGUUUGAUUAUGUUUGUAGUGUCAAGGGUGCACUAGUAAAAAGAGUUCCUACAAGUAUGGUGGAAGACUAUAAGGUCACUGAUGAGGAUGAUGAUAAUGAUAAUGAUAAUGGAUCAGCUACUGUUGAAGAUGAAGAAUUUGAUGUUGAUGAAUCUGCUGUUGGUGAAGUCGAGUUGGAGUUUAAACAGCAAGAUUUAAAGUUGGUUUAUAAUAACGAUUUCUAUCUACGACUAUGCAUGAGUUGA
Lodderomyces beijingensis is the source of this 963-nucleotide messenger RNA. Lineage: Eukaryota; Fungi; Ascomycota; Pichiomycetes; Serinales; Debaryomycetaceae. The record is from the annotation of a GenBank genome assembly.